Molecule: messenger RNA, 5237 nt
Organism: Micropterus salmoides (largemouth bass)
Lineage: Eukaryota; Metazoa; Chordata; Actinopteri; Centrarchiformes; Centrarchidae
Gene: dbn1
Product: drebrin 1
Exons: 14
Coding region: 55-1773 (572 amino acids)
Biological process (GO): positive regulation of axon extension; regulation of actin filament polymerization; neuron projection morphogenesis
Cellular component (GO): site of polarized growth; postsynaptic density; dendrite
Molecular function (GO): actin filament binding
Source: RefSeq, a predicted model, not a curated record
CAUUCCGUGUCUCUCUCCAUCAGCAGCGGUCUGGAUGCUUGCAGGGACAGAAACAUGGCUGUGAAUCUCGGCAAGAACAGACUGGCCCUGCUGACCGCCUACCAGGACGUCAUUGACGAGACCUCGGACACCGACUGGGCCUUGUACACAUAUGAGGAUGAUAGCAAUGAUUUGACGCUCGCAUCGUCAGGAGGAGGCGGUCUGGCAGAGAUCACACUGACCUUUGACAACGGCAGGGUGAUGUACGGCUUCUGCAGCCUGAAGGAGCCCACCUCCGCUCUGCCACGCUACAUCCUUAUCAACUGGGUCGGGGAAGACGUGCCGGAUGCCAGGAAGUGUGCCUGUGCCAGCCACGUCGCCACCAUCGCAGAUUUCUUCCAGGUCAGACCUACGACGGGGGUGGAGGUCAUUAUCAACGCCAGCAGUCUGGACGACAUCGACCCGUCAGCCAUCGGGCAGCGCCUGACCAACGGGACAGUGGUGGUGGCGAGUCCGGUCCUGAGCCGCCUGAGAACCCGGGAGGAUGAGCACAGAGACGUGGGCACGGUGUACGAGAAGACCAACGCAGAGAUCGAGAUGAAGAAAAUCAAUAGAGAGGAGUUUUGGGAGCAGGCCAAGCGUGAGGAGGAGAUAAGGAAGGAGGAGGAGAAGAAGAAGGCAGCAGAAGAGCGGCAGCGUUACGAGGAGGAGCGGAUGGAGCUGGAGAGGAAAGAGCAGGAGAACCGAGAGAAGAGGUACCGCGAGAGGGAGAUGCAGAUUGAGGAGCACAGGAAGAAGCUGCAGGAGGAGGAAGAGGCCAGAGAGAGGUUGCGGGACCAGAUCUCCAUGGCAGCAGAGCCGAGCAUCGAGGACCUCAACCUGGACAAGAAGGAGUCUGAGGUGGAGGAGGCAAAGGCCAUCAUCGCUCAGCGGUCAGGAAACCCUCGAGAGUUUUUCAAGCAGAAGGAGAGAGCCAUGACCAUCAGCGUCGACACCUCGCCCGUGUCCAUCCACAGGACCGGCGACGAUGACAACGAAGUGAGCACAGAGCGCAACAUGGCCGCCGUGUCACCCAUUCCUAAAAUAGUCACCACGCCCAUCAAAGAGGACUUCAGCAGGGAGGAGGAGGACUGCAGAGAUGAGUGGGAUUCGGUGCCACAGCAGGAGAAGAAACCGCCGGUCCAGGAGUCGACACCCACCAAGCCCGUGCAGAGCGUCGCCCCGCAGGCCCGCGACUCCUCCGGCUUCUCUGUGUGGGAGUCAGAGCAAGACAGUCUGGUCAACCUGUGGGACAGCAACUGUGGCCCUCCCCCCAACCCCUCCCAGACCUCCCAGUCCUCCAAUCUGGUGGACCUGAUGGGCGACGCCGAUAACCUUCAUGAUGACGUCCCGUCCAGCACCGCCACCGCCACCGCCGCCGCCUGCGGCAAGCCUCAGCCCCUGCUUAGCUUCGAUGACAUGAUGGACGGGACCUUAUGCUCGGCCGCUGGCACCGAAGACGACCCCUCCAGUCUGGUGGACGUGACGGCUUCCGACCAGAUGACCCUCAGCUACCAGCAUGCACUGCAGCAUGCAUCCGGGGAUGGGCAGGAGCUGCUGAUGACCAAUGGGGAGACGCUGCUGAAAGAAGGGACUCAGGCCAGCGAGGGCUAUUUCAGCCAAUCACAGGAGGAAGAAUUUGGCCAAUCAGAGGAGUCCUCAGCUAAACCUGCACCGGUCUUUUAUAACAAGCCACCAGAGAUUGACAUUACGUGCUGGGACACGGACCCCGUGGUCGACGACGACGAUGACUAACGGGGCCAAUCAGACACCACCACCGGACCAAGAGGAAGUAGGAAGUGCGCUUCAUGAAGAAACAAAAAAUUUUUUCUAAAAAACAAAACUCAAACAAGCAAAAAAAAAAGAAGUAAUAACAAAUCUUGCAUCAAAACUACUUCUGUAUUAUCUUUUAGAGGAAAAGAAAACAGUAGCCAUCAAAUUUUACGGGGUUUGAGUUAUCAUUAAAGAUGCGGUUUGAAAGCUCACUUAUGUUUUUUUUUUUCUGUGUUUGUUAUUUUAUUUAUUUGUUUUAUUCUUCUUUUUUUUUUUUUGCUAAGCAGAUGUAAUAGCUAGAAGCGGGGGAUUUUUGUUUGUGUAAAUGAUUUAUUACACAUUAACGUAGCGCACUGCUGCAUAUUAGAGACAAUGACGCUCAGUGUGGCAGGCAGCCGACACACCUAGUCUGUAGUGCUUUAAUAACACCCUAUUAACUAAUACAGUGGAUCAUUACAGCUAUUAUGUAUAUCUUCAUUCUCUGUUUCUUUUCUUACCCCUUUUUCGCCUCCCUCCUUCCUUCUGCCUUCCUCCCAAAAUGUUCACCUCUGCAAGUCCGUUAAUCUUGUAUUUAGCCCUCACUUUAUUGGAAAAAGGUGAAAUAUUCUAUUUAUUCUGGUGUAUCUGAAUUUUUAUUUUCACUAACACUUGAUGGGAUCCUGAAGACAUCCAAUCUUUUCUCAAGGUGAAAGUCAAAUUGUGGCCCCCUUUUGACCCUUUUCACUCCCUUUUGUAUGAUUAUAAGACGGAAUUCAAGAUUAAACGGCUUGUAAAUCUGGUUGCUUUCUUUUCAGUGCACUUUUAUUUCUUCUUCUGCCUCCUUGUGGAUGAACUGCAGUGUCUCAAUCAGCCCUCCCCUCUGGUUCCAUAAAGUUCACAAUUUUUACCCCACUUAUAUAUUUACACGAGCAAAUAAAAGCAUUUUUUGCAUCUAAUCUAGAUGACUGUACUGUAGAUAUUUUUCCAAGUGUUAACAGUUUUUUAGGACAGUUUGGCUUUAUGGUAAUGAACAUGAAGCCUCCUUCAGCUUGUGCACAGUAGAAUAAAAAUACUUUCUUUCGUCCUUUGUAUGAAUCUAAUUAUUCUAAAAUGUCCCCAAAGGCUAAAAAUAGGAAGUUUUCACCAGGUCCUUCAUUUAUGGACAGCAGUUGGCACGGUUACUGCUCACAGAUGUUUGGGAAUGCUUGAUGCCUUGCCUUUUCUAAUAAAAUAAAUGAUUUUUAACAUUAACAUUUAACAUUUCUGGCAGUUACUGUCCCACUCGGACAGACAGAGGCUGCACUGGGACAGAUGUUAGAUCCUGGUUGACACAGGGAAGGUGGCAUCAAACCACUAGAAUCACUUGGAGCCACCAACGCUUGCAAGUAUUAAUUUUUUUUGUCUUUGUUUUAAUCUGCAUGGACAACCCGAUGUUCAAGUAAAUUUUAUUUAUUGAGGGCUUUGCACAGUCUGCACAACAGACAAAUGUAGAAACCUGAAGGGAAAGACAGAGAUAACAAACUCCGUAACCUAAAAAGUUACUGGAAACUGAGAGUUUAUGGGGUUAUAAGCACCAAUGAACUUCCAAUGUGAACAAUGUGUUCACUCUUUAAAACAUGGCAAACAUAGCAAAAGGUUUUGUUUACCAGACAAGAAGGGUCUAAGAGAAGACUGAUUUAUGGGAAGCGUAGGAUCCUGUGUUUGUGGAGCUUGAGCUACAGUAUAUAAUCUGUUAAUAAAAUAUGAUGCACCCAACAGUAUGUAAGUGUAUACAUGCAGUUUAUGGCAUCUAGCAGUGAGGCUGCAGAUUUCAGUCAUCUGAAAGUUGGACUGAAAUAAAAUUAUUCUUAUUUUGUCAUGUGAUUAUACACUAAUGAAAACAUACUUAGGAUUAUUACAUUCAGUUGCUGCUAAUAUUUCUGCCAAUAGAUCACCCUAAAUCUUAACAUUAAUACAUCAGUAUUAAUAAUUUAACAAUAAAAUAUACAUCUGUAUGUCAGUACAAAACUCAUGGGAGCAAUUUCAUGCUUUUACUUUUAGUAUUUAAAGUAUUAUUUUGCUAAUAACACAGGUGCAUCUCAAAACAUUUUAAUAUUGUGGAAAAGUUCAUUUAAACUUCACUGAAAUGAGAGAUUAAAGGCUCAAGAAACCUUUUAAGGUGUGUUGAGUUAAUUCGCUGAUUAGAUCUCUUCUCAGGUCAACAUUUAAAUUCUUUAUUCUUAAAUUCUCCUAUUUCGAGAUACUAGAAUUUUGAUUUCCAUGAGCUGCAAGCCGGAAUCAUCAAAAUUAAAACGAAAAGGUUUAUUUCAGUUCAUGUGUAACGACUCUAGAAUAUAACAUUUUCAAGUCAUGACUUUUUCUUGAAAUUGAGUAUUUUUUAGGUUUAGUUUUUACUUAAAGGAUAGAUUCACAUUUUAAUUGUCGUAAAAUUGUUAUAUGAGGCUUCAGCAGAUAAAUCAAGAGGUUAUCUCCCAGAGUCUUGAGCAUGAAAUAUCAUCUCUGUGUUCCUUUUUGUUCGUUUUCGUGCCUCAGCAAGCAGACUCUGCAUGUUGAGGCACAAAGAGGGAACUUUGGAAGAUAACUGCUUGAUUUGUUUAAUUCUUUUUCUACCAGCUGAACUCUGCAGCAUCACAGCUCACAAGUACAGCAAUCAGAAACCCUUUUUUUAUGGUAAAAUGUGAAGUGCCCUGUGAAUCCUUCAUGUGCUACGGCUAGUGACUAAAAGUUAGCAUAUCUCAGCCUCUUCUGCUCUGACUUUGACAAUUCAAUUUUAUUAAUGUGUCUCAUAUAAGUUCUCCAAAGUCUGAUACAGAAUCACAAGAACACCACAUUAAGGCUUUUACAAGAUUUCAGACACUGUAGGACCCUCUGGCUCCCAAAACAAGUCCCCAUGGACUGAGCUAAUGCCAUACACAACCCAAUAUAGCACCUUAAGGAGGAAAUUAAGAUUUGCAGAUAUCCAGAGGGCACUGAGCUGAUGAGCAGAAUUGCAAAUCUAAAUUUGGAAAGUUAGCAAGUAGUCCUACCCCAUCUGUCCCAGCCAACGUCUGUGCAGGUGGGAGAGACUCACCAUGCUGGACAUUACAACAAAUGCCUGAAAGUUUCCAGCAACUAUGGGAAAAUAUGUGAACAUUUUUCAAAGCUUUCCUGACAUCUGGGUCUCCAAGCAGCCUAAAACAAACACUGAAGGUGAUGCUGCCCGACUUCUUUUGUUCUGUGCCAUUGCAGAAAAUACUGUAUGUAUUUCAUUUUUAUUUUUUUAAUUCUUUGACGUGAUGUUUAGUUGCCCUGGAAACUGGAGUGAGAGAUGGGGGCGGGCUGACACGGGAGGUGUGUGUCUUUUUAAUACCUGUCAAAAAGUGUGCUAGAAUUUAUUUUCAGGACCUUUUUGAAUAUUAGCAACAACAGUGUUAGUCUUUUUUUGCUGUAAAUUCCUGUAGAAAAUAAAAACUCCUAGGCAAUAAUAA